GCAGAGGAAGAGGCAGCUUAAGGGAAGUGCCGCAGUGUGUUCAUCUCCAUUCUGUGGCACUGCGUAGAUGUUAAUCAGGCUUUUAUCAGCUAGGAGGGAAAAAUAGACUCAAUUUUUUUAAAAACCAUACAAACAUAACGUUACAAGAUGGCCACUGAUUCGGGCUACGGCGGCUCUCAGGGCUACGGAUCAUACGGCGGUCAACAGGGUGGACAGGGUUAUGGACAAGGAAAUGGAGGUGGCUCUUAUGGUGGACAGAGUUAUGGUAGCUAUGGGCAGCAAGGACAAGAUGGUUAUGGCCAGUCACAACAACAGGGCUAUGAUGGUUACAGUGGACAGGACUCAUCAGGGUAUGGCGACAAGCCAUCUUAUGGCCAGCAAGGUUCUUAUGGUGGACAGGGAUACGGAGGAGGUGGAGGUGGUGGCAGUGGCGGAGACAGUUAUGGACAGCAAAGCUCCUACGGUGGCCAGGGACAGAGCGGUGGUGGUGGUGGUGGCGGCGGCAGCGGAGGAUAUGGAAGAUGGAAUGAUGGGGAAGGUGGUGGUCAGGGUGGACGUUAUGGGCGUGACCAAGGAGACCGUUCAGAGGGAGGAGGGGGCUACAGAGGCCGUGGUCGUGGUGGUUAUGACCGUGGCGGUUACGACCGCAGCGGAGGAUAUGACCGCGGUGGAUAUGACCGUGGUGGAAGAGGAGGACCUCCUGGUAUGGGAGGUGGUGACCGUGGUGGCUACAAAAAUUACGGUGGAUCUCGAGACUACAGCUCAAGGGAUGAACCAGCUGGUGAGCAGGACAACUCUGACAACAACACCAUUUUUGUCCAGGGACUGGGAGAAGACGCCACAGUCCAGGAAGUGGGUGACUUCUUCAAGCAAAUUGGUAUUAUUAAGGUGAAUAAGAAGACUGGGCAGCCGAUGAUCAACAUCUACUCUGACAAGGUCACCGGUCGGCCAAAAGGCGAAGCUACAGUAUCAUUUGAUGAUCCACCCUCAGCCAAAGCUGCUAUUGAUUGGUUUGAUGGCAAGGAAUUCAAUGGUAAACCCAUCAAAGUAUCUUUUGCCACCCGCAGAGCUGAGUUCACACAGAGAGGUGGGCGAGGUGGACGAGGGGGUUUCAGAGGUCGUGGUGGUGGUGGUGGAGGACCCAACUUUGAUAUCAAAGGAGGAGACUGGCCUUGUCCCAAUAGCUCUUGUGGCAACAUGAAUUUUGCAAGGCGGCAAGAGUGUAACAAAUGUGGUGCACCUAAGCCAGGGGAUGGAGGGUUUGGAGGGGAUCGUGGAGGUAGGGGUGGAUAUUGUGGUGACAGAGGUGGUGGCUUCAGAGGCCGUGGAGGUUUCCGUGGUGGGGACCGUGGAGGAGACCGUGGUGGUUAUGGAGGAGAACGUGGAGGAGGCUACGGAGGUGGCUACAAAAUGGGAGGAAGAGGUGACCGUCGAGACGACAGAAGAGACCGGCCAUACUAAGUGUUGAAACCAAUCCAGUCCUGCAAUUUAGCAUCAAGGGAGGGGAUCAGCUUUUUUGGGAAGGGGUUCGACUCGGCUUUCAGAUUUGUCUACCUUUUUCUUCGCCAAUGUGUCCCUACCAUCACUGCUCAGCUGAGAGCGAGGAGGGUUGUGCUGAGCUACUGUGAAAGGACUUUGCGGCUGAAUGGCACUGUUGGCAUGUGGUCAGAUGUUUGUUUUUUCCUUUUGUUUUAUUUCUUUGUACAUCUUAAAUUUCUCUCGGAUUCUAGCUGCAGAUGUUUUGUGAGGUAGACUUCGUACCAUUGUUUUGUAUGAAUGGAAUAAAAUGUUUUACUUGGUUCUUUUUUUCCAAAAUGAUAUUAAAAACCGUGAUCUUU
Molecule: messenger RNA, 1838 nt
Organism: Cheilinus undulatus (humphead wrasse)
Lineage: Eukaryota; Metazoa; Chordata; Actinopteri; Labriformes; Labridae
Gene: taf15
Product: TAF15 RNA polymerase II, TATA box binding protein (TBP)-associated factor
Exons: 16
Coding region: 148-1461 (437 amino acids)
Biological process (GO): regulation of DNA-templated transcription
Cellular component (GO): nucleus
Molecular function (GO): transcription coregulator activity; RNA binding
Source: RefSeq, a predicted model, not a curated record